Molecule: messenger RNA, 3414 nt
Organism: Monosiga brevicollis MX1
Lineage: Eukaryota; Choanoflagellata; Craspedida; Salpingoecidae
Exons: 18
Coding region: 1-3414 (1137 amino acids)
Biological process (GO): mitochondrial respiratory chain complex III assembly
Cellular component (GO): mitochondrial inner membrane
Molecular function (GO): protein binding
Source: RefSeq, a predicted model, not a curated record
AUGUCUGGGGCCAAUACCCCAACGCCCCGCCUUUCACAACCAGCGGUUGAGGCCUCGCUCAUCAAGCUCAAGCUUCAACAAGAGGGUGUCGAGGCGAGAAACCUGGUGGCCUUCUCCGUCAGCCUGGCCAGUGACACGGACGACCGGGAUGGCGAUUUCACCGUCGUCCAGUCUCGACGCACCAAGCGCCAGCAACGCGGUUCCGCAAAUCCCCGCACCCGACGCACGCGCUCCAAUCACGACCACAAAGCCUCGCGCAAUUCGGCCGACUCCCACCAGGGACUCCCCAUCCGCCCGCAGACUCGGAAAAAAAAGCAGCGUCAUGGUAAUGCCCAGAAUCACACCAACGCCGGCCCUCGAACCAGCAGCGAACCCAGUCAUCAGAGUCGCGAUGGCAACACAAACCAAGCCCCGCCCUCCGGCCUCCCGUCAGAGCAGACAGUCUUGCCGUCCGAGUUAGGUCGACCCACGUCAAAAACCGCGGCAGUGCAACGCGCACCUCAACCACGGUCCACGCACAAGCCUAGUGCUGAGCCUCGCCGCCUAGCUUGGGCCCGUUCCCGUGAUCCGUCGGGGGGCCCCGGUCUUGGGUCCACGGCCCGCCCGGCCUCUCUGGGCAGCCAGGACGGGACCCUGGUAGGUCGCCUGGGCUCCAUGGAUGAUUUUCUUGACUGGCAUGCACACUCCACCGGCAGUCUUGAUGAGGAUGACCCCGAGCAACUCGAGCGACGCCGCGAUUUUGCUGGGUUGAUUGAGCGGUUCAAAGUGGAAAAGAACAUGGCGCUUUCCCCCAACCCACCCAAAGCCGUUGCCUGGGACAUUCGCAAGUCAUCACGAACACCGCCCGUAUCACUGAUGUCAUCACUCAACUCUACCAUGCUGUCAAACAUGCCUCUGACAGCGGUGGCAGUUCCACUCCUGUCCUGUUCCAACAAGCUGCCGCGCAACAAUGCCGCGCUAUGGGCGGCAUUGUUGUUUGGGAAUUAUCUGGUGUCUCGCCUCAUCCAGUGGUCACUCGGUCUUGCUCUAUUGGAUGUGGGACGUUUCGUGGCAAUCCACCAGGCACGUUCGCGACGUGAGGAGUCGGAGGAGCGUUUGAAAGCCGUGUUAGAGUUCAAACACGCCAAAGCUCAGGAGCUGCGCCAGCACCACCUGAAUGAGGUGCGGCAAAAAGGAAAGAUGGAAGAUGAAAAGUCGCGAGAGAUUGCCUUUAUCCAGAAACUUGACUCGGAAAUGCGCAAGCUCGAAGUCGAGGAGCGUUCCCGUCAUGCUGAUGAGCGGCGUGAGCGGAUCGAGGCCCAGCGCCGCGAACGCGCUCAUCAAGAGAGCCAGCGAUUACAGGCAGCCCGGCAGCGACGCAAGACGCAAGCCGCGGAUCGCAUUGCGCGCUUGCAGCAAAAGGACGAGGAACGUCGUCGGCGCGUGGCCGAGCACGAACAUCGGCGACUCAGCACGCGGCGCACCUCGCGGCCCAUGUCGGCGGAUAGCGACAGUGGGCCCUUACGAUUGGCAGCUAUCUUUGACGUGGACGGCAGCCUCAACAUUCCGACGCGCAACGAAGAAACUAUCAAGCAAUAUCGGCAGAAGCUUAAGAAGCUGCGCACCAAGGUGGCCAAGCUUCGGCCCGCCGAAACAACCAUGCCCUGUGAUGCCAAGCCCAUGGCACGCCAUGUGUCAACCAUUCUUGCUGCCUUGGGCGACCAUCACGCCAAGCCGGUUGAGGACGCAUUGGAGCAGUUGCGUAAGGGCAUGAACCAUGCAUUACUGGUCCAACCACGCGACGUGACGGAGCGGGACGUACACUCUGGGCUCUGGACCUGUGCGCGCGUACUACAGGCGUGGAUGUCCCGCCCGAGGGAUGUUACGCCCCGCGCUGUCGAGCUGGCGUGUGAACUGGCGUACAAGUUGGCGGCGGCCCUGUUUCAAAGACAGUGCGCCAUGCACACCGCUGCACAAGGGCCCACGUCCAACGAUGCCCUCCUGGGUGGGUGUUUGCACACCUGGCUGGACGCUCUCCCUCAGCUGGUGCAGCGCAAGCAUGUCGCAGAUGAUGCCGUCAACAAACUGGCGGCGGCCACAGACAUGAUGGUGACCAUGUUUAAGCGCUUGGCGGGUGAUCUGGGUCGUGUGCGCUUGCGCGAUGUUCUUCGUCAUGCUGAAUACAUUGGCCUACCCACGCUUUGCCUCAAGGCUCUGGACGCCUGCUUGGUUGUGCCCAAGGACGCGGAUUGGUCCUCGGGCGCACCAACGACCGUGCUGGCUCGACCCCUGCCGCACGGUUUGUUCUGUCUGUUAGCCUGUGUUCUAUUGGAGGCCGAUCGUGGCUUGGGCUCGGGCUCGGACUGCAAGACGGCUCUAUGUCAGGAGGUGCUGGCGCUGGAAGGUCUCUUUGGAGCUUGUCUCCAAUACAUGACCGAGGCUGACAUUGAGUGUCGUACUGGCAACUGGUUUAGGUCUGGGGAUCCUGCUUUGAUUGUGUCGUGUAUCACGGGCGUGGGCCUUGGCUGCCGAUACUCGCCCUCUUAUCGCGCGGGCCUGGGAACGGAGGCGGUGCAGCUCUUGUGCGAGCUGCCGGUCGGGACCACGGCACCGACCAUGACAGGGGCGGUCUUCAAUGCUGUUCUAUGGCUCGCGGUCUGGGAUGACUUGCUUUGGCAAACACUGCUGUCUUUUGUCAAGCCCGCUGUCCUGCGCAAGCGCCUUCAGAAACAAGAGGUCACCCUCGAGGACGCGGAGCUCUUGGUCAUGGCCACUAAACUCAUCGAAAAGAGCAAGUUUGAGCAGCUGGGCGACUUGUACUACCGCAUGAAAAACUACGCGGCAGCCUCGGGCCACUAUGAGGAAAGCAUCCGCUUUCUGCACAGCCACUACCACGAGACCAAGGACAAGCGUUGGCUCAAGGCCAUGGUUGAGUUGUCUUUGCAUCUAGCAGACUGUAAAAUGCAUCAAGGCGAGCCAGAGACCGCCGAGUCUGGGUAUCGCUGGUGUGUUGAGACCGCCGAAGAACUCGUUCACAGCUCGUCCUCCAUCUUUGCUGAGGAAAGUGAGGAGCUGCAAGCGCUGUACGGCAUGUCUCUGGAAGAAUACUCCAACUUUUUGCUCCUGCGUGCUGAGUAUGCGGACGACGUCUCGCGUCACGAGGUCGCGCAACGCUGCGAGCAGCAGGCUGUGCGGGCAUACGAGGCCGCUAAAGGCCUGCAGCCGAUUAGCCAUAGCACCGAGGCUCGUUGCUUGAGCACCGCAAGCAUGGCUGCCCAGCUCGAUGGUGAUUACAAAAAGGCUCGCAAGUACGCUCUGGAGACGCUGGGCCUGUGUCGGCAAGAGAAUUGUGCAGACAUGAGUCUGUAUGAGGAGUUGCUCAAGCGGAUCGAGGAGGAAACAGGUGCCAACACGGCAGGCUCGGCCAUGGCCUGA